UAGUCGCGUUGCCGCCACCGAGUAGUGUGUGUGUAUAUUGUUUUUAGGACAUUUUGACUUCUUGUUAGAAAAACUGGUGUUUGUUUUGGUGAAGUACAUUUUUUCGUUGGCCCGCUGUUGCGUGACUUGUUGACAUAGUGGCUUUCCCGCGUACACACGAAAAACGUUUUGCGAAAAAUACCGCGUGGCUGAUUUUGGCGGCGUAACUGUGGUUGCAUAACCUCAAAAGUAAACAAUCAGAGAAGAUGACCACCAGUAUUUACAAACCCCUGGGAGUAUCCCUGCUCUCCCAUUCCCCGGAUAGAAUGAUCUUCUGCAGAUCUGACGUGAGGAAAGUGAAAAGAGUCCUUUUUGAACCCGUGGAUCAUGUUAGCACUCAGAAAUUCUUGGAGGAAGAGUUGAAGAAGGUUACUGUCACAGAGUCUGAGAAGUGGAAUUUUGACUUCAAAAAGCAGAAACCAUUAAGCGGUGCGUACAAAUGGAGAACUGCAACUCCUCAGAUGAGCAACCGACCGAUCAAAAGACGCUCUAGCGAGGAUCUGGAAGUGGAAGACUUGUACCCACCUCAGAUCAUCAGACCAACUCCUACAAGGGCUGUGCCCACAGAAGAAUCACCCAUGACAAUAUCCCCAAGUAUUGAAGUCAAAACAUUUGAGAAGCCCCAUAAAGCCAAGCCACAGCUCCUCAUAACUGGGUGUUACAGCAAGGGUUACAGGCACGUAGUAACGAUGGAACUCGAUAAGAGAGGGAACGUAGUUUUAGGUAUAAAAGGACCUAUAGAUAUAUAUCAGUUCUAG
This is a messenger RNA of Acanthoscelides obtectus, 797 nucleotides long. The record is from the annotation of a GenBank genome assembly. Lineage: Eukaryota; Metazoa; Arthropoda; Insecta; Coleoptera; Chrysomelidae.